Aspergillus versicolor CBS 583.65 is the source of this 6207-nucleotide messenger RNA. RefSeq lists its product as uncharacterized. The coding region runs from base 171 to 5942 and encodes 1923 amino acids. Gene Ontology annotation, cellular component: fatty acid synthase complex. Lineage: Eukaryota; Fungi; Ascomycota; Eurotiomycetes; Eurotiales; Aspergillaceae. The record is from RefSeq and is a predicted model, not a curated record. The transcript has 4 exons. Gene Ontology annotation, molecular function: [acyl-carrier-protein] S-malonyltransferase activity; [acyl-carrier-protein] S-acetyltransferase activity; fatty acid synthase activity. Gene Ontology annotation, biological process: long-chain fatty acid biosynthetic process.
GAAUUGUCAUGAUGGAUGUUCAGUCUACACCCUGCCUGGUGUUACCAGCAAGCCGAGCACUAAAAGAACCAAAGCUCACUGGAUACUUGAGUAGGCUGAGUGCUGUACAUUCUCGAUCUCCGAUAUCUCGUAAGCCGACCCGGCGCUGACAGCGUCUUCGCCGUGGGAAUAUGGGACUGGCUGUACCAUCCACGAUAUACUCGUUUUAUUGCUAUCUUGCACUGGAUGGACUAGGCUUCGAUAAUCCUGCCUGUGGACAAGGAGCAAUGGGACCAUCAGGGUUUUUGGAGUCUGCAGACUCUGGUAGACUGCGCCUAUACAGUUGCUGCGGUGGACAAGGCCCCAGCAACCUCACGGGUCUCGACGACUUGGUCCAUCUUGUACGAAUAUACGGAGACCGCGCCCCCAUACGACAAUUGAUCGACGUCUCAUCCAAUUGCAUCGAGCUCCUUGCGUCUAUUCCACAUCGAUCUUGUUUCUUCUCGGGUCGUGGAUUCCCAUUAAACAGCUGGCUCCACGACUCUGCUGCAACGGCCCCAUCCUCUGACGAGCUCGCUCUUUCGCCGUAUAGUUUCCCCAUAAACACCUUACUUUCGUUGGUCCAUUAUGCAAUCGCUGCGCACACUGUUGGAGUUGAUCCUACGCAGCUGCGCGACCGUCUGCACGGCGUCAUUGGACAUUCCCAAGGAGUAUUUGCCGCCGCGGCGAUUGCUCAUAGCGGCAAGGGGUGGCCAGCGUUUUUCAAUGCAGCAAGACUUGCGCUGACGCUGUCCUUCUGGGUUGGUCUGGAGUCACAUCGAGUUGCGCCAGGUAGCACUCUAUCCGCAGAGGAUGUGGCAGGCUGCCUACAGCAUGACGAGGGCGCGCCAUCAUAUCUGCUGAGCGUGACGGGGUUGAGCCAUGAGCAUCUACAGGGUGUUAUAUGGACAGCGAGCAGCGGCAACGUCCAGAUAUCGCUCAUCAAUGGCUACAACAAAUUCGUGCUGGCUGGGACACCGGAGGCCCUGCGGACUGUAUGCCUCGCAAUUCGCAGAGUCAGUGCACCGCAAACACUGGAUCAGACCCGCGUGCCCUUCACACACCGUCGACCGGUCAUUGACGUCCGGUUCCUCCCGGUCUCAGCUCCCUACCAUUCGUCGCUUCUGGCAUCGGUUGAGGCGGACGUGGUGGAUGCCAUGAAAGGCACCCGGUUGACUGGCCGCGAUAUAGCCAUCCCACUUUAUUGCCCCGUGAAUGGCAAGACGCAAAACCUGCAAGAUCACAGUGAUGUUUUGCCAGCCCUAAUCCGGGCUGUCACGACAGAGAGUGUUGAUUGGCCUGGUGCAUGCCACAAAAUGGACAGUGCUACCCAUGUAUUGUCGUUUGGGCCUGGAGCUGUUGGGACCCUAGUCCAAGCUGUGUUGGAGGGGGCUGGAGUCUACGUACUGAGCAUAUCAGGGCGUUCUCUGUCGUCGUCCCUCAAUGCACUCGUAUCAGAGUCCUCUCUUCCAUCAGGACAUAAUUGGGCCCAAAUGUACCGCCCACGCCAGAAGUCCAAAGAGGAUGAGACCUACAUUGAAACGAAGAUGACACGCCUCCUAGGGCUACCACACGUCAUGGUCGCAGGAAUGACACCGACAACGUGCUCGCCAGAAUUCGUCGCCGCCAUCAUGCAGGCAGGAUAUCAUGCUGAAUUUGCCUGCGGUGGAUACCACCGCCCAGAGAGCAUGGAAGCAGCUCUUCGCCAACUCGCAGCCACAAUCCCAGUCCAUCGCUCGAUCACCUGUAAUGUCAUCUACGCCUCGCCGAAAUCUCUCAGCUGGCAGAUAAAUCUCCUGCGCGACCUCAUCGACGAAGGGUUGCCGAUUGACUCGUUGACAAUUGGUGCCGGGAUACCCUCGCCUGACGUAGUAACGGAAUGGCUUGAGCGGUUAGACCUGUCUCACAUCUGGUUCAAACCAGGCUCUGUGGAUGCCAUAGAUCGCGUCCUUGCUAUUGCUCGUCAACAUCCAAGUCUUCCCAUCGGUCUGCAAUGGACUGGUGGCCGCGCAGGGGGGCACCACUCAUUUGAAGGCUUCCACCAGGCAAUACUCGACCGCUAUAGCCACAUCCGGAGCUGCGAGAAUGUUAUACUCGUGGCGGGUAGUGGCUUCGGCGGAGGACAAGAUACAUGGCCGUAUAUCACGGGCUCUUGGUCACAGAAGCUGGGAUUUGCUGCGAUGCCGUUUGAUGGAAUCCUUCUAGGGAGUCGCAUGAUGGUAGCCCGUGAGGCAAAAACGUCUCUGGCGGCGAAGAAGUUGAUAGUACAGGCCCCAGGGGUCGGUGAUGACGAGGACUGGACGCAUUGCCAACGUGAAGCCAUCGGGGGAGUUCUUUCGGUUGUCUCUGAGAUGGGACAGCCAAUUCAUGUCCUCGCAACCCGGGGAAUGAAACUAUGGCAUGAGCUUGACGCGAGGUUCUUCUCGAUUAGAGACACUGGGAAGCUGGGAAUGGCACUGAAGCAGCACCGGGAAGAGAUAAUAAGGCGUCUGAACGCGGACUAUGCUCGACCAUGGUUUUCAAUUGCCGACGAUGGAACGCCAGUCGAGAUGGAAGAUCUAAGCUACAGACAAGUGCUGCAUCGACUCUGUCAGCUUAUGUUCGUGGAGCGACGCUCGCGAUGGAUUGAUCAAUCCUACCUCGACCUUGUCCAGGACUGGCUGCGGUUGGUACAAGCACGAUUUGAAUCCGAGAUGAAGCUUAGCGACAAUCCAGUGCAGCUCAAAGCAGCCUUCGAUGCAGCAUACGGCGCCCACGCGGACCAAAUCCUGUAUCCAGACGACGUGGCACUACUGCUUUCCCUGUUUCGAAGGCCAGGGCUUAAACCAGUCCCAUUCAUACCGAUACUCGAUGAGAACUUCGAGACCUGGUUUAAGAAGGACUCCUUAUGGCAAUCGGAGGAUGUCGACGCGGUGCUGGACCAAGAUGCCGAACGGGUUUGUAUCAUACAGGGCCCUGUGGCUGUACAACACUCCACGGUGUGCGAUGAACCUAUAAAGACCAUUCUUGAUGGGAUCCGUGACUCGCAUAUGGACUCUCUACAGAAUGAGAUACUUGGUCGUAACGAAGACGAUACGUUCAGCGGCAUAGUUGAAGCCGCCCUCAAUUUACCUGGCGUCCACGUAUCCCACGACGGUGCGAUCUAUCGUUACCAACUGACGGGCCCGGCUAUUCCGUCUGCUGACGCGUUAUCAAAACAACUGACUGCUGGAUGCUCCUGGGGGCGUGCUGCUCUCAUCAGCAAGCAUGUUCUGUUUGGUCGACAUCGUGUAAAGAACCCCCUUCGCGACGCUUUCCAGCCAAGUAUCGGGGAUAUUAUUGAGGUUAAGCAUGUAAAUGGCACGCCCACCGAGAUAACAUUAUACCAUCCAGCAUCCCAAGAGAAAGAUUCCCACCAGAUACGGGCUGCAUUGGAAAUCGCUCACGUCAAUGCGGAGACAGUAGCUGUAGCGUUGGUAACGCGCUCGGUUCGAACAGUGACUGGAAACCGAUCCGCGCUGGAGUUUACGAUGAAGCUACUCGGUGGAUGCAUGGGACGGCCUGUUAUCCAGUUCGACCAGGAGACCUACCUUGGGCGAGUUCGCGAUCUGUAUACAGAGUUGUGGGUCGGUCCUGCACCCGGCUCAUCCUCGGCAGGACUCAACUCGGAGUUUAGUGAUGGCCCUGUUACUAUUAUGGCAGACCAUGUACAGGAAUUCCUGGCUGUGGUUUCUCAAUCUGGGCCACCUCGCGGUCGUGCCUGGAGCGCACAAGGACCCCUAGUUCCACUUGACUACGCUGUCGUGCUGGCCUGGACUGCGCUCACCAGGCCCGUGCUACUCCCAGCCCUUAACGGUGACCCUCUUCAACUACUUCACCAGUCGAUAUCGUUGCGACUUGCUCGCGGCGUCCGACCACUCUCUGUCGGCGAUGUGGUGAAAGCAACCUCGUGCAUAACAGAGCGCACAAUCACCGCCAUGGGCCAGCGUGUCGAAGUUUCCGCAGAGGUUCUCCGUGAUGCACAGCCUGUAGUUCAUCUGCGAGCCACUUUUGUCAUUCAGCGGCGUACCCAGAGUGCAUCCCAGCAGUUCCGCUCCAUUGACGAACAGGCUAUGGUAAUACAUAUCACAACUUCUCUUCAGCUGGAGGUCCUGAUCAGUCGGAAAUGGCUGUUCUUAGACAUAGCGUCUCACCAAGUCUUUGGGAGGAGCCUGCUGUUUCGACUGAAUACCCAGAUAGUGUCCGGCGCGAAGGACGCAUCAAAGUCGCUCAAGGUAUCCGGCAUUGUUACAUUGCUCCCAGCUCAAGCUUCAGACACGACAACAACUGGUGCCAAGGUUGGCCGUGUAUAUCUGGAGGAGGAAGACCACAAGUUCAACCCUGUGAUGGACUUCAUGAACCGACAUGGCAGCCCACUAGUCCAGAGGCAGCCACUGCAAAGCCCCGGCUGGAUUGGCGAUGCUGCUAUUCCAUUUACCGCUCCAUCACAGAGCAGCACAUAUGCAGCAGUAUCAAAAGAUACGAACCCAAUACACACCUGCCCCCUGUUCGCUCGGUUUGCUGGCCGAGGACAGCCCGUGCUCCACGGGAUGCACCUCUCGGCAGUAGUAAGACGCAUCCUUGAGUGGAUGGUCGGCGAUACAGAUCAUCGCCGAUUCCAAUGCUUGACAGUGUCCUUCGAUGGUAUUGUUCGCGCACACGAUCAGCUGCGCAUGGAGGUGCAGCAUGACGCAAUGGAAGAUGGGCUGAUGGUUGUCCAUGUAAAGGUGUCUAAUGUAAACACCGGCGAUCAGGUCCUGCAUGCGGAAGCUUUAAUAGAACAAGCACCAACCGCAUAUAUCUUUACCGGGCAAGGAACCCAGGAGAAGGGAAUGGGGAUGGCCCUUUAUGGCACCCAUAAGGCUGCACAAGUGGUUUGGGACCGAGCAGAACGCUAUUUUGAAUCUCAGUACGGCAUUUCCCUGCUCCAUCUAGUCAGUGAUAAUCCAAAGUCCCUCGUCGUUAAUUUCCGUAGCAAACGCGGCCAGCAAAUCCGCGCCAACUACCUCGCCAUGGCAUCUGCCUCGGAAUCUGAUAACCCGAUGUUGCCUGGCUUGACCGAGUCAUCGAGAGAUUAUACAUUUUCAUACCCCGCUGGACUGCUCAUGUCUACUCAAUUUGCCCAACCCGCACUGGUGGUCAUGGAAAUGGCCGAAUACGCCCACCUCCAAGCCCAGGGCGUCGUAAAGAGGUCUGCCUUGUUCGCUGGCCAUUCCCUGGGGGAAUACAGUGCUCUCGGGGCCUGUUCUACCUUCAUGCCGUUUGAGUCGCUACUGUCCUUAAUUUUCUACCGGGGAUUGAAGAUGCAGAAUGCACUUCCUCGGGAUUCCAAUGGGCGAACCGAAUAUGCCAUGAUGGCUAUUGAUCCUUCACGCAUUGGGUCAGACUUUGACGAAUGCAAGCUUAUGGAACUGGCUCGGCUUGUUGCAGGGGAAACGGGUCUUCUACUGGAGGUUGUCAACCACAACGUGCAAUCGCGACAGUACGUAUGUGCUGGUCAUAUUCGAUCUCUCUGGGUAAUGGGCCAAGUGUGUGACAAACUGUGUCUCGCGACCAGCAAUAGCCCGGACACCAUGGAAGAGUGUAUAAGAAAGCAUCUUCCAAGCAGUCGGACAAUAACGAGCCACGAAAGCCUCGCCCGUGGACGCGCGACUAUUCCACUUGUCGGGGUCGAUAUCCCCUUCCACUCGCAGAUGCUCCGGGGGCAUAUCGAUGACUACAGGCAGUAUCUCCGGUGUCACCUCCGAGCUUCUGACAUCAAGGCCGAGGAACUGGUUGGCCGCUGGGUGCCGAAUGUUGUUGGGAAGCCGUUCACUCUGGAAACUUCCUAUAUUCGUCUGGUGCAGCAAGUUACCCAGAGCAAGCCUCUACAAGAUCUCCUAGAGCGGUUGGAGGAGAAAUCUUAGUGGAUCGAUCCUAUUUCAUCAGAUAUGAUUUAUCAACGAGACUGAUAUACCGCAAUCAGACUGUCAUCUACAUGAGUCAAUUAAUAUGCAUCUACCCUCCUGGUAAAUCACUCCCGCGUCUUGAAUGACAUAUACAGCUCUCGCUUUGCCCAUAUAGACCAUAUCUUCUGGUCCAGAAAUUCGCCUGUCUUCUCCUUGUCCAAUGUAAUAUCGAAAUGCCACAGCAACUUCGCCAGGGUGAGUCUCACCUCAGCAUAGGCUAAAU